AUGAUCGAACAAGAUCAAGAAGCGGGAAUGACCCCGGCUAUUCCAAAUGAAGAACAACCUCUUCUACAGCCUCAACCUACCCCGGUAGUAGCUACUUGGAGUCCACCGAGAGGAUUUCUCUGGAUCCAACUUGCAAUAAUGUCAAAUGUCUUUCUUGCCGGAUUUGACGGAACAAUCACUGCCUCAACAUACGCCGUUAUCAGUUCAGAGUUCAACGCCGCUAACACCGCGUCGUGGCUGACAACCUCGUACCUUAUUACGAGCACGGCUUUCCAACCACUCUACGGUCGCUUUUCAGAUCUACUCGGUCGCCGAGCUUGUUUUUUUACAGCAACAAUUACAUUUUUCUCGGGCUGUUUAGGAUGUGCCAUGGCUAGAGAUGUGGUCUUUUUGAAUAUCAUGCGGGCAUUAACUGGUAUUGGUGGGGGUGGAUUGAUGACAAUGGCUACAAUCAUUAAUUCAGACCUAAUUCCAUUUCGCAAUCGCGGAAUGUACCAAGCUGUUCAGAACGGCGCAUACGGGUUCGGUGCAAUCUGCGGGGCAUCAUUUGGAGGAGCCAUCGUUGACACAAUUGGUUGGCGCUGGUGCUUCUUAGUCCAGGUCCCUGUAUCUCUGAUCGUGCUGGUACUGGGACACUUUGUGCUCAGGUUCCCUCCCAAGGAAAAUAUCGAGGGCAGCGAACAAAAAGGUCUCUGGCACCAAAUCGACGUGUCGGGAUCUAUUCUGCUCGUCCUGGCUCUCUCGACACAACUUAUUGGAUUAAGUCUUGGUGGUAAUGAGCUGCCCUGGACUAGUAUCUGGGUUAUUCUACCUCUAGUCGCCAGUAUCGUCUUUUUAGCUGGUUUCAUCACCAUCGAGGCGAAUACGAAAGCUGUCCCUCUUAUUCCCUUGAAGAUGCUACGCGGUCUACACCCCGUCUCGACCCAGAUUGCAAAUGUUUGUGUUGGAAUGGCUGCCUAUGCUUUCCUCUUUACGCUCCCGCUUUUCUUCCAGGUCAUUCUCAUGGAAACCCCCACGAAAGCCGGUGCCCGACUAGCUAUUCCUUCGCUAAUGACUCCACUCGGUGGCCUCAUAGCCGGAAUAGUAAUGUCUCGAUGGGGAAAGCUAGCUCAACUUGUCCGCGCCGGAGCAACACUAAUGUUCAUUGGAAACUUUCUCGUAACCUUCCUCGGCUUCGAUGACUCAGGCUGGAAAUACUUUGCAUAUAUCAUUCCCGCAAAUCUAGGACAAGGAAUCGUUUACCCUGGAAUCCUGUUCACAUUUCUUUCUGCAUUCGACCAUAACGACCACGCUGUCUCAGCUUCAACCGUCUACCUCAUUCGAUCCCUAGGCACAGUUUGGGGCGUCGCGAUCACUUCCGCAAUAGUUCAAAACACACUAUACUCAGGCCUACCGGAGGCCUUGAGUGGAUUGAUCGACGAAAUCCGUCACUCUGUCUCCGCAAUUCAUGAUCUACCGGCUGACAUCCAAAUGCCCGUGCGAAUGGUGUAUUACCAUGGUAUACAACUUUCCUUCGCAGCUUCAGCUGUAUUCGCACUCAUCGCAACAAUCGCUUCUCUUUUCACUCGUGGAAAGGGGCUCGAACGUGGUAGUGAAGCUUAA
This is a messenger RNA of Penicillium angulare, 1602 nucleotides long. Its product is annotated as MDR family MFS transporter. The coding region runs from base 1 to 1602 and encodes 533 amino acids. The record is from RefSeq and is a predicted model, not a curated record. Gene Ontology annotation, biological process: transmembrane transport; basic amino acid transport. Gene Ontology annotation, cellular component: fungal-type vacuole membrane. NCBI's taxonomy places the organism in Eukaryota, Fungi, Ascomycota, Eurotiomycetes, Eurotiales, Aspergillaceae. The transcript has 6 exons. Gene Ontology annotation, molecular function: basic amino acid transmembrane transporter activity.